CAGGGGAAACCUGUUCUAGCUUUAAGCCAGCUACUUCUUGAUUUGGUAAGUAAUAAGACACUCCUUAAAAGAAAAAACACAAUCCAGUCAAGAGCGUUUAAUUCCAAUGGAAAGAAGGACGAAAAUGUUGAGUCUAAGCUUCAUUUCGUAUCUGAAACGCGCCGAGAAAAGUUUAGGAAAAUCUUUUUCGGUGUUAAUUGUUCUUCAGGGAGAAUUAUAGAAAAGAAAACGAUAUGAAAUAAUUGUGUUAUUAAUAUGUAUAUAAAUGAUAAUUAUGCACCAAGGCUACAGAUAGGAUACACUAGUAAAAUCAGGCUGGCCGUGCUGACAAACGUAUUUCAGUAACUGAUGCCACAUUACUAUAGACAACAGAUCAUCGUUUAUUUUUUAUUUCAUUGCACCAAAGUUUUAUUUUGUGCGAAUUAAAAAAAUAGCAGUUUUGCGAUUAUUUUGUAAAUAGACGACCGACAUUUAUUGCAAAACAGCCUAUUUUGCAUAUCACGGAGCUCCUAAACGACAAAACUACGACCGUGAAUAUUCAAUACCUUUUUAACGAUAUCUCUGUGAAACUACCGGUAUUCAAUCAGAUAACUCGCUUUUGAAAUAAUCACCGUUUCCAUCAAAAUAAGAGAAGAUACAUGGCUGUAUUCUGCCUGCGGUGAGAAUUACCGCAAUUGCCAGAAAGCUACAGCUAUCUUUACUCAACGACAACUCGCCUUCCAACCACAACCAAUUAGUUUUCUCCAAAAUUAAAAUAUAUAAACUCCUUUAAUUUUACUUGCUUUUUCGUCAUUGCCAAAAAUAUUUGCUGGCUACUCCCUUAAAUGCCGUUAGCAAUGAAUGAAAGCAGCCCGCGGAAUACAAUUAAGAUUAUCUAUUCAAUAGAGUAUGACAGCACAUGGUAACUGAGAAUGAUUUAUAAUGGCCAGUUGAGCUAGCCGUCACUUACUCAGUGUCAUUCAAAGGAACACCUAAAAGAAGGAGGAAUAAUUGGUGUUUAGAGCUCUUCCUCUAAACAUUAAGUCUUCUUUGUCUUAAUUUCCCUUCACCAGAACAGCUUACUGCUCACCGCUGCAACCAAAAUGGUUGUGGUAGAAAAAAAACUUGUGUGUAAAUUAGUGCCAAGAUAUUUUCCGCCGUAAGGCUAUUAAUUUAGGCGAUCUAAAGACGCGAAAGCCCACGUUUAAAACUCUGAUAGCACGACACAGAAAUUGCUCCCUUGAACCGUUCAAUGAAUAAAUCAAAGUAAAUUCGAGGGACUGAGAAAACAGCCAUUAAUUUAAAUGCUUCCACGCGCAAUUUGUCAUAUUGUUUUUUUUCCCUCAUUUGCCUUGAAAAAACUCCAUGUAGUCUUUUGGUGUUUGUGUGUCCUUCUUUUAACACGGCCCUCCUUUACCAAAACCGUGGUGUGACGCUGUUUUUGUUAGUCUGCUUUUUUAAAAACCAAGGUGAUAUUAUUGAAGAAUGCGUUUUAAGGGGGAAUUACAAAGACUUUCCUUUGUUUACUUCCACCGUUCUCUCUUUGUUCAAACAGUGGUGACAACUGCCAUACAUUGUGAAUAAUGUCCCCAGGCCUAUGUUUGUAAGGCUACUUUAUUGUGAUUGGUCGAAUAGUGGCAGCUGGAGAUCACUUCAUAAUCACUGUAAUUUGCAUUUUCGUAGGUUGGGAGGCUAGCUAUAGAUGCAGUACGCAACACUCGCCGGUGAUUUUCAAAGGAAAAAGUUCCUUCUGGCACGCGAAAUUUUAAAGAUGACACACUUCUUUGCUACGUGAUCUGCAAAGUAAACAAUGCAAGUUGACUUACAUAGGUAAGAAGAAAUAGAAGAUGCUCGAUGGAACACUUUGGUCAAAACAAUCACCCCAGAGACUAUGUUGAUUUUGCGAGGAUCACCAAAAUUGGUUUUUGCAUAAAACUCCAUUGUAUCGAAGAAUAUGGAGAAGACUUCCAAGCAUCUUCAGUCACAAUACCAUUUUUUAAAGAUCUACUCCGCAGAUGGAUUUGCUCUGAUGUCGAAUCGCUGGUAGACGAGCGAAAUGCAAAAGUUUCAUUAAAAGCGGUGGAAAGCUUCUCAUUGUCAUGAAUUCAUCUAGCACCUGCUAUCGCAUUUGAAGUCAAAUUAAAUUUACAGUCAUUGCGAUUUUAGUUCUAUUCUUUUGAUCUUGCAGUUUCUCGAGGACUAUCCUGUGUCGAAGCCAAUGCGAUAAUUGCAAAAAGACGAUUCGUUUUUGGGGAGUGCGCUGCCAGGAUUGCAGGUCAGUAAAAAAACUCAGUGCUACUAAGUCUACCAUGAAUAGUAAUGUACAAACAGAGCAGGAUAGACUUGACAAUCUACGCUUUUUCAAAAAAAUCAAAUCGCUAACACAGACUCGAUAUGUUUUGAUCAAAAGGUUGAAAUAUCACAAAAAAUGCUCCAGUGACCUUCUGGCAACGGACUGUGAUCUUCGAUGCCACAAAGUUGAAGCGGGUAAGAAAAAGACAAAAUAUAACUUUUAAGGUGCAAUUAAUAUUUAUUUUACUCUUAAAUUCCUUUCCAUUUUGGGUUGUAAAGUAACUCAUUACACAAUUUUUUCAUUAUUUUGUAGCGUAAUUAACUUGAUUUUUUUGCCUUUUUUGGUCCUUUGAAGGAAAAACGAGAACCAGGCAUUUCUGGCGCAAAGGGCAAAAACCUGGUGGAAACUUGCCACGGCACCAAGCAAAUUUGCAACAUUUUGUUAGAAAAAGGACGGAAUCAACUCUCGUAACUCUAAACGCAAAAGGAAGAAUACGACAAAAACUUAUAAAUGGUCUGUAUGAGUCAUUUUGCUACAGUCCUAGACAGGCUCUGGAGUUUAAACCUAAAGAGGCGGAAGAAUUUCGAGCUUCAAGACAGCUAACACUAUCUGUAGAAAGACAUCCUACGCCUGAAAAAUCGUAUCCAUCUCAUGUUUGUGAAAAUUUAACCACCAUAGAUGAACCAAUUAUUGGAUCUCCUCGAUCAACGUACAGUGAAAAUUACUUGGGAAGUUCCAUUUGGCCUAGAACAAACUCGUGGUCUACUUCAGCAAGCUGCUCAUAUUCCUCGGGAUAUUCUUCGGCAAACACAUCUUGCCCUUCUUCGGCUAAUUCACACCGAAGCAAUUCGCCAACUCCGGACUUUUCUGAUAUCAAGCUUUUAACUACUUUAGAGCAGUACAGCGCGGCCCGGGAGAAUACCUAUUCAGGGGAUAGAGAUUUGGGAACACUUACUGAACAGGAUGAUUUCAUCGACGAAUUUUUAGUGGAACCUUACGAAAAUUUUGCAACAUGGCCUCAGAAAAGCAGAGUUCAAGACAAGGCCGAGAAAAUAAACAAAAGGAUUUUUUCUGGUAAGUGAAAAACAUUUACUGAGGCUUUUGCUUUUACUUUUGUCUUCUGUUUCAACAAGAAUGAACGAGAGAAUAUGCUCCGUUUAUUUGGCGGAAAUAAAACUGUAAAGCCGGUAGUAGUCCAGUUUUAACCCUUACGUAAAAAAAAAACAAUACUGAACGGAACAAGAUACAAUUAUAGCACUGCCGUAUUUUGUGAAUUUGGCAGCUACUUAACAAGUGCCAGCUUUAACUUUUUAAGCUAAAAGAAACAUAAAGCUUAUGUUAAGAAAGUAGUAUUUAACAAGUUUCAUUUAAAUGGAAAAAUAUAAGUGAUAUCAGAUCAAUCACUUCCUCCGUUAAUGUUAUAGAUCCAUCCAUAUAACAGUUACACCGGUUAACAGUUACUCUGGGCAGAUAACCAAAAGAAUUACACAUAGAAAACGAGAGGACUUCAAUGUACGCGAUUUAAGAGAAACCUUAACUCAUUAGAAAUAGAAACAUCCUUUGGUUAUGUGGGUAUUCAUCAUUUUCUACCUAGCGAUCUUUGCAUAUUCAAAAACAGGCAUCUGUUGUAGUUUGAUCUUUCAAAGUUGGAGUUGAAAAGGGAAAUUUGUUUUUGAUACAGCUAACAGUAGUGAAACAGUGACGCCGCUCUAGCAUACGGUGUGGUUGGUUUGUCCUCUAUCUCCCGAGAGCCGUUUUUUACACUCCUUUUCUGUGGUAUACUUUGCAAAUGAGCUGUGACAACUGACAUAACACGACUUUAUUCAUAAGAAAGAAAGCGCAAAGCACAAAACUGUUUGAAAUUACUGUUGAGACUAAACCAACUAUAUUUUUCAGAUGUGAUCUAGACUGCUCAUCAUAUCCCUUAGGCGGGUUCAAUUCAACCAUUAGUUUCUAUUUUUGCGUUGUUCCCUUAAAUUUCCUUGGAUAUUUAUUUAAAAAAGAGGUCUAAAAUAGACUGAAUAUAGUACGUGCCGUUUGUAACGUGAGUAAAUCUUAUAUGCCUAAAUUUGUGGUUCUGCAAAUAUCUGUGGGUCCAUGUCAAGUAAACAAAUAUUUACGAGUAAUAUGGAGCAAGAGAGCUGCUGAUUUAGCCAUGUUGUCUAGAUUAGAUGCUUUUCCCCUGGCUAAGUUUGCUCAGCUUGACGUCAUAGCUUUUUUCAAUUUACCAUAUAUGCCACUAGCACCGCUAAUAGCCAAUUAAAAAUGACUAUUAUUAGGCCCAAUGACGUAUCCUUCUCACGCAAAUACUAACGUGAUAAAUUUUGUUGAAGUCAUCCCCUAUGUAUGCUAUUUCUAUAGUGUCAUUUAAGAGAUAAAAAUAACCUUACAACGUAUAUUCCUGUCUAAAUUUAUAGCGAUCUCAUGUGAUACACGAUAUGACAAAGUGAAAUUUAUUGACUUUUUAAAUAUUCACUUAUUUUUAUGAAUGUCAAAAUUUAUGGACUUUGAAUUUAUUCAUUUCAUCUCAUGUCAUUUGCCUAAAUUCUGUUUUGGUAGCUGAUGGCUUUCAAGGAUCGAGAGAUCACGAAGCCCUUCCCACAGUCGAUAGCAGGUGAGCACGUACAAACAAUUAGCAGUACCGAACUAUUGCUCAAAAGCAAGCAGGAUCACGUCAAACCAAGUUAGAUUACACUGCGAUAUGAAUUCUAUUGUCUGAAAUAGACCAAAACGAGCCAUUUCCAGGAAAGAAGAGCUUAAUAUAUAUUAUUUUUUAACAUUUUCGCAGGUUAAAUUUAUUUUCCUUUUGUCUUACCAUCACUAUUAUAUUAUGACAACUUUUUUUCUCAAACACGAAAUAUACAAAGUAAAAUUUGGUGCAAAAGAAAGGAGAGGGCUGAUGAAAACUAAUGUUAAACAGGUGAAGAUUCUUACGCUUUUAAAGUGCUAUUUCCCAUAUAUUUCCACCACGCUUUCUUCAAGAAAAUCAACCAAAUUUUGGAAGAGAGAGGGAAAUAGAGCUGGGGGCUGGGGUGGGGAGCACCCGAAAAAGGCAAUUCAGACUACAGACGGUGAUGAUGAGUCUGAUUUGAUCUUUAGUUAGCUGUGAUAACUGAAUAAAUUAUUGUUCAUUUAAUUUUUAUGCCUCACGUGAGUUAACACCAGAUGUAGGCUGAUUCACCAUGCAGAAUAAAUAAAGGUUUUUGGUAUUAUUAUUACAAUUAUAAGGAUGGUCACGCACUGUCUCGAAUCUUGACAAGUCUAUUUUUACAUUUCUAUUUGGUGUUGCGAAAUUCAAAUUGGCGUCAAAGACAAGCCCAGCGAAAUUCGGCGGACUUAAAAAAAUAAACUUUCAAUUUGCUUUGACUUGCCAACGACUUUCGCAAUUCGAAAGGAAUGGACUGCAAAUAAUUGACGUUGCUGGAGAUAUCUGAAUAUCGUAUCUGUUAAACAGUAGAGAGCCUGUAAAAAUGAAUCUAGAUCCACAAUUGGUUUCGGUUUCAUUACCACACAAGAGCUAAGCUGAGGAUUAUCAAACCGUAGUUUUUAAUGCGAGACGAAACUUCGCAGUUAUAAAUGAUAUAUGUGGACAUCGCAGUCUUCUUAGGUGUUCCUUAUCUGUUCUUUAGUUCUUUCUUCUUAUGUGCGAUCAUCUCUUAGCAUAACAUGAAACCCAUACAUAUGUAUUGCAGGUUAAAAGGAGAAAAGGCGAACGAAGAUGACAUUAAGGUAGGCAAAUUUGCAAAUGUCGUUCUGUUCUGUUGGUCGUUUUAAGAUAAGGCCUAGGACGUGACGAGUGGAUGAGAGAACAACAGACGUGCCCUCCUACAAUACAUUUUAACAUGUGAACAGUAAGUUCGGACGUCAGCAGUAUGUGAACAGUAAGCUCAGACGUCAGCAUUUGUCUCAGCAUCGCUCUCAGUUCAUUUGUGAGCUUCCUGUACCCACCCAACCCAUGAUGUGAAUGAUGUGAAAGUGUGAAGGCUCUUUUCGAACAGUGGUGUGGGUUCUUAAACGUCCCACAAGGAACCAGAUAAGUGUAAGUGCUGUGAGACGGGACCCUGAGUGUUGGUCCGGCCGGGGUUCGAACCCGUGACCUCCCACUCAGCAGACCGGCGCUCUGCGCGAUCUCCCAACUGAGCUAACCAGGCGGCGGUCGUAAGAAUCCACAUGAAUUUCAGUCUUUCUUGCAUCAGUAGCCACAAGCUGGAUGUAAUUGUGAAGUAUUCUUUUUUUCUGUAGAAAUCACUUCGAGAAUGGAGCAUUCCUUAUUCAGAUUUGCAGUUUGGGGAAAUUGUAGGAGUCGGUCUUAAAAGAAAAGUCUACAAGUAUGUAGUAAACAUAGAAUUAGACUCCAGCCUCUUUACGGUACGCGGUCAACUUCUUGAGACAAAGGCCAGGUUAACCAAAUGCUCGAUCCAAAUUAAAAUCCCUUUUUCUUUAUCUAAAUUGCAAGCGAUAUUUCCCUACUGAUAGUGCAAUUAUAUGGCAUUUGAAAACUAGAACAACAGAAUAAUUACUGAUGUCAGAAACAUAUUUGUUUUAACCGAAAGACAAGGGGCCUUAUGCUGGCACUAUCAUUUAUCAAGAACCUCGUUAAUCUACUCCAUUGUCCCAGCCCAUUCCCCCCUCCCCUCCCCCCCAAAAAAACUUUAAGGGAAACUUGAGAUGCUGAAAAGUAUAGCGAUACGAAUGUUACCCCUCGCUGAAUUAAACCUUAAAAAAAUUACGAAAAGUAAGAUUAGUUUAAGCUGGACGCCUUUCUAAAGGGGAAUUUGCUCUCAGGUAGCACAUUUACUAUGCGGAUAUCUUUCAAAGAUGAUUAACUGAAGAUUUCAUUGGACAGCAUAACAAUAAAGGAAAAUGUAUUGUUGCUUUUAGGGGAAGAUGGCAUGGUGAUAUCAUGAUUCAUACUUGGCAAAGAUCAACAAAGCAGGACGUAGAGGAGUUCCUGAAGGAAGUCUCCGUACUGAGCAUGAUCAGACAUGAAAACGUUGUACUUUUUAUGGGAGCUUGUUUGGAACCUCCCAACCUUGCGGUUAUAACAAGGUACGUCAAGUGCAGGCUAGAAUUUUCCCCAGAGUCCUAUCUCUCUGUGAAAGAGAGGUCCUAAUAACAAGGUCAAGUUACUUUUUUAUUUUUAUUUAAUUCGCCACCUCAUUAUAACAUAGUAAUAGAUUACAAGAAUCGUUAGAAAACUGCCUGAAAGCCCAAAGAUCGACAAAGAAACCAUGAGGUUUAUACAACGUGGGCUUUCACUAUUAAAUUACAAAAGAUUAACUUAAUUAUUUAUUUAACUGAACGGCGAAGGCAGAGUAACAAAAAUACGAAGGAGUAAGGUAUAAAAAAGAGAAAGAGAGAGAGAAAAAAAAGAAAUGAAUAAAGGAGUUGAAGGUCUCAUGACCGGGAGCAUGAGGCGGAGUGUGUUAAUCAAGCAGUGGAACUCUUCUCCUCUGCUUAAAAAAACGGAUUUUCACACAGUGAACGAGAAAGACUAGAAUCGUAUGGCUCAAGGAUACUGCAGUCAGUUAUGUCAGAAGCUCCGUGACCGAGCAUGCGCAGUCUUUUGUUUCUUCCUUCCUUCUUUUUUUUUUCACUUACAACUUGUGACUGAGCAAGCCUGUUAAUUGGUUUUUAUUGGUCAGUUAGUUAAAAGCGAUAGGAAUGCUAUUGAACGUUGUGGACGGUCAAGUUCAAAGAAGCUCGUCAAUCUCAUAACAAACAAGUAUAAAGGAUAUAUAACCAUUGCACUUUAUUAACUAUGACCAAAACCACCUUUUGAACGAUUUUAACUUCAGAGAGAUAAACAAAAGGAGUUGCAACUUCAAGUGUUUUAUAAGAAAUAUGAUGUUCAUGAGCUUUGUAAGAAAGCAAAACUUCGGGACCUGGAAAAUUAACGAUCAGUCAAUUUUAAAUAAUAAUAUCAUGUGCUUUCCUUAAAAACCAAUAUGCUUGGUAGAUUUUGCUUUAUCGAAUCACCUUUUUGUACUUUCAUUUCUUUUAGCGUCAGAAGAGGUUUGUCCCUCUAUAACCACCUUCAUGUUCGACAGGACCUGUUUUCUUUGCACUCGAAGAUCUCAAUCGCCAAGCAAAUCGCACAGGUUUGUAUCUCAGCUCUCAGCUGUUGCUAUUUUUUGUUUUGAACAUGUGAUCCCAGAUCGUGUUUUCAGACAUCGGUUGAUUAAACAAAUGGGUAACCAUAAUCCAUAAACGUUGGAUCCCAGGUUUCAAUGAGUAGCCAAGUUAAUUGUGGGCAAAGUAGGAUUAUCACUGAGAAAUAUUGGAUUUCGUAAACAAUGUCCACCCAAAAAGAGUUUCUGUAGUUUCGCAGCUAGAAUAAGUAUUAGUUCACUAGAGCAGAAUGCAAGUAUUAAAUCAGUCAGAACUGGCAAAAUUGUUUCUUUUAAAGCUUAAUCAUUUUUAGCGAUACGCGAUGAAUACUUGACGUCGUUAUAGCCAAGUACUCUUCCGUACAUGCAGUAAAUUGAUGCUUGUUUACUGUUGUUACUUCCUUAGGGCAUGAGCUACCUUCAUGCCAAAGGUAUCGUCCUUCCAGCCUUGACAACCAUGAACGUAUUCCUGGAAUCCAAAGUCAAACUUUGCGUGUCUGGUUACUGCAACAAAACAACACGAGAUGAAAGGUAAAAUAAUAAUUACUCAAGUUUUUAAUUUCUUGUCAGUACUUUCUUCUUUGUGAAAUUAAGGAGGUGCUUGUAAGCUUUGCUGAUGGUUCUUGUGAGCUCCAUAAGCAAACUUUAACACUCUGUUCCUCAACGAACCAGAGCCACCUACUAGUAACUUAUCUGAGUAUUUGGUUUUCGGAAAAAUUUUUUGCAGGGAGGGGUACGCAAGUAUAUUACAAGGCCACCUAACUUACCUUGCUCCAGAGCUGAUGCGCACGCUCAUAAGAAAUGGCAGUACACUGUCGCCGAGGGAGAGGAAUACAGAAGGGACAAACGUGUAUGCGUUCAGGUGAGGCUGUUACUCAGUGUCAUGAUUUUUUUUUGUCGGGACGGGUGGGGGGGGGGGGCUGUACUAACUAUUAAGCAAAUUGACGGCGGUGAUUUAAAAGAGAGAAGAGUUGGGUUUUUCAAAAAAAGUUAUUAUUCUCUAAAAAGAUUAUUGAUAUCCUGGAAACUUCUUCGACUCUUAAGCUGUUUAUUUACUAGGCUUGCGUCGCUAGGAUCAGCGAUUCAGUUUUAAACUACCCCAUAUGGUGAAAAAUACUGAGAUAAAGAUGAUGAAGUCUAAGCAUGAAGUAUGCGAUAUUCUCAUGCCAUCUCUUUUUAAUGUGUCAUUAAACUCGACUGCGUUUUUGAUUCCUCUGGAAUACAUUAUUCUGCAUAUUUUUAAUAUUUCUAGCCUAUGUACAGCUUCCCCUCCGAAAAAAUCGGAUUUUUUCUGAGGGGAGCGGGCGGCUGCACACAGGCUAAUUAAUAUCCACAAAGGCUAACGUAUGCCUUUUAUUCCGCUGCAGUACAAUAUUGUAUGAGAUUCUGACCGGCAAGUGGCCUUUCAGUUUUUAUCCCACUCAUUCUGUGAUAUGGAUGAUUGGCAAGGGAAAGCAACAGUGUAUCAUGCAUGUUCAAUGCCCCGAAUCUCUAAAGGUAUGUUACGCUAUGAAAUAACCUGCGAUCAGCGGCCCCAUUCUCCCCAUGUUCUUCAAAUGAUCACCUGAUCGCAUGAAGGGUCUUAACUGAAAAACAAUAUUUAGCUGGCACAUCAUAUUCUGGGGGAUUCUAUUAUUACUUCUAUUAAGUAAUAGAACUUUUAAGAAAUGAAGCUUUGAAAAGCUCUAACAAUAAAACCAUAUUACAAGAAAGAAAAGGAGGAAAGAAAGUCUUUUUCUGAAGAUACAACAUACAACGCUGCUACGUAGACAAGGAAAGUAACCUUGCAUGGCUCUCAGGUUUCAAAACCUAUUAGAUAUUUGAACUGAUUUUUUAUAUAAUAAUGCAAAAAUGUUCCUAGAUUUAUCAUUUUCCUGUUACUGUUAACCAUGAUUUCAUCACUGUUGGUCUGAUUUUUCACAUUUUUUGUAUAAGCAGCAACUUAUCAGCAAUUGUUGGAGUGAUGAACCACGUGACCGACCGGGAUUUAGCAAGAUCGCAGAGUUUUUUCAACAACAAAAUGUAAGUCGAAAUGAUUUUGAGACAGACUUCGGUCUAGAUUUCAGGGUAGGCGAGGGGUCUACUAGCAAUACACCAUUGCACCCGAAAUAGUUCAGCCGAUAUACCAAAAAAACACCCAUUUUUUAUCAUGAUAUUUAAUUUAAACCUAAUGGAAACGUAGUAUACCAUAUACCCGAAAUCAAUUAAGCCUUGGCCAACCCGAUGGUUGACUUCCAAGAUUGAGUGGGAAAGCCCUCUAUUUAACGUUUACAGACUUUUUUUAUCUGCUGCCUUGUUACUAAUAAUCAAGACUCAAUGGCCUAUUUUAGACAGUAACGGCCGGCGGCUUUGACAGUCUUCAGCGAGCGCCAGGAAGAAUAAAAAAGUCGACACUGACAAUAUAAUAUUUAAUCGAGCCAUGUUGUUUUGAGAAACGUACCGGUUGGAUAUUCGUAAGGAGUCCAUAGUCCACACUGCCGCACGAAUGAGAGUCCAUUAUCGUUCAUAAUAUCGUUUUAAUAAUGCCCAUGACUAAAAUGAUUUCUAUUAUUAUUUUUUAUCGAAUUCUAAGGUGUUUUGUUAUGCUUUUUAAUCUUCUAGUUUCCUCCUGAAGUUUCUCGCAAGAGAAUCAGUUUUUCCGAGCCCGAGAAAAUGAAUUUUGUUGGCGUUGGCAAGAUAAGUACGUCAUUGUCUAUCAAGUGAGCCGAACCGUCAGCCUUUGUAAAGGUGAAUCUACAAAAACACGACAACAUAACCUACAAACCAGUCUACAUACAGACUCUGUCAACUCAAAAGUGGAGAAUUUUCUUCAGUCUUCCCAGAUUUGUUUAGCUAGACAUGCCUGCUCAAAAACACUGUGUUUUGUGUUCUUGUUGCAGGAAUAAUACAGUACUUCAUGGAUUUGACAAAGUUUCUCAGUCCGUAAUUCUCUUUAAUGUUUGUUAUACAGCUUUUCAAUUUAAUCUGGCUCGCGGAAAAAAAGUUGGAAGGUUGAAAAUCAAUUUGCAAAACUUGUUCAGCUGAGUGUUCGUUAGUGAAUCAGCCUGUUUUGGGUUUCUGUCAUUUUCAAUAUGACCAUGACAUUAAGCAAUUCUUCGUCAAAUUCUCAGAAGUUCAGGACCGUUCGGAACGGUCCCGAACUUUUGUGGUCCCAUAAUUUUGUACUUGUUUUUAGAAACCUUUUACCAUUUUAGAUGGUAUUUUUACUCCUGACUGGACAUUAAAAAUUUGAAAUAUAACAAUCGUUGUUAAACAGCUGACUUUAAGGGUACUUACAGGUUUGAGCCUGCGGUAAACAUUCUCUUGUUUGAAAAGACAUGCAAACGAGUGAAUAACUUAUUACAAUGCAGAAUUAAACUUUUGCCUCCUUUUCAUGACCUAUUUAAACUAUUCUAUACCUUAUGGUACCCAGAUGCCACUGGUGUCUGUAGGUUUUUGUAGAUUUGGCUACGAGACUAGUCAAAUAUGUAAUACGCUUUUUAUUGCUACUUGUUCAUAGCAGACGCUUUGGAGAAUUUUGAUAAAAAUGAAAUGUUCUUAUUCCAGGGAGUAGUGUUUUAUAGUGUAUGGUGUUGCUUGGAAAUGAUGAUUUGUGAUUCAUACGCUAUAUUUUUUACUUGGGGUAUUUUAGUAGGAAAACUUAAGAAAACUAGCUAAAAAAUGCAGACCUGGUCAUGAUUUGCUUAAUCUUUACAAACUUUGUUUAGAAGACGUUUUCUUUUCCAAAAUACUUUGAUAAGAUUUAUAAACUUAUUUGAUAUUUGUUUUAGGACUGCCCUUGUUAUGGCUUCCUGUUUGUACCUUUCUAAAAAAUAUAUUUCUUCUGUUUCACUAGAAAUAACAAAAGCCAACAAAAAAAUCAUGUUUACGUUACUGCUAUAUGUUACAAGAUUACAUUUUAAAUAGCUUAAAAUUUAAAUCGUAAGAAAUAUAUUUGAAUUGAAGAUACAUGACAACAGGGAGAUUUUAAAAUUUGAUUAGCAAGACUGUAAAUAUCAUGCUUGCAGCAGGUGAGAUUAGAUCAACUAUUUUAGAAGUCGUUCAGGUCAAGAAACUUUUCACUGAGUUAACAACUAGGCUCGAUUUCCAGGCGCUGUUCGGGAAAUGAGCCUAUACUCCUCCGUUCCAGUCUCUUCGGGGAGGAACAAUACAGGACCCGAGAGAGCUGUGGAAUUCGGGCCUAGUCGACAAGAUACCUAAAAUUCCGGUUAUAACCGAGCUCUAGGCUUAUACAACUUCUUAAGGGUCCUUGAGUAGACUGUAAACGGGGGCUUAUAUCAAUCAGGCUGGGCUUGAAAGCGGCGUUAGAAAAUAUUUAGAAAUGAAACACUAGACAAGGACAUUCAGUAGCAUUUUAAAACAUUUCCAUUUACUUGCUUGAAUUCAGCCCUCUGGUGAACGUCACAAAUGAGUAAACUACGCAACUGAGAGGCAGCGAGGCCGCCUAAUUACUUUGUUAAUUUAAAAAGAGAUAAAAGUCAGGAAAAGAUAUGAGGACUGCUGAGAUUGCUAGGAAAGACAAAGGCGAUGUCCUGACUAGGCUUGAUGUAAUGACUUCUCACAAGGUCUGUCUAUGGAAAGACUUAAGAAGAAUCUAGUUAUCACACCAUAAAUCUGAGUGAUUCAAGAAUAGACUUCCGCUUCAGCCAUUUAGGCAUCACGUUAAUAAUGGAAAAAUGGAAUUUAGGAACUGGAAAGUUUAUUUUUUCAAACGCGUUAAUUAAAACAAGGGUUCUGGGUGUCUUUUCGCGGCAAGGUUUAAAGACUGUUGGUUUUGAUUCUGAUCCUUUGAGGUGCACGGGCGGAACCUGAAACGAUGUUUAAUAUUCUCCAGUUUUUGGAGAAAAGAAUCCCUGGUCAGACCUUACAUUGAUGUUGUUUGGUUUAUCCCCCGAAUCAACGGCACUGGUUGUCGUUAAGCCUCCUGUGUAUCGUGCAGGCAACGAAAGGGAGGUCUUCCUAAAAACAAGCACAACUAUUUAAGACCAGCAAGUAUUUAUUUUGAACAAUAUCUCAUCUAGGUAACUUCUAAUUAGCUAUUCUCUAACUAUCAAGGGAUUGUCAAAAAAUUGUGAAAACGCGGAUAUUUUGCUAACACAAUACAUCUUUCAUUAUCUCACGUCUGAUGAAAAAGUUCUUUUGGGAGAAUUCAAAGUUUUCGCUAACGUACUCGCCUAUAUGAGAUAAUGGCAUUUUUAGCUACCUAUAUUUAUUUAAUAUUUUGAUUUUAAGGGAAGACAUUGAUGUUUACUAUGUAAACUUUGUAAGCCAGUUAGUAGGGCAUUCAUUCCUAGUCUCGUUGCCAGAUGUCUUCUACUUCCGUUGAAACUUUCGUUUUUGCCUUUGGUGGCGCAAAAAGCAGUUCCCGCGCAAUCAGCAGUAAUUUAUCUGCUUCUCUUUGGAGUUUUUACUCCAUUAAUUUCGGUUGCGAGCGACUGGUCCCUAGCAGGAAAUUGAUCCUUAUUGAUCCUUAUACGAGUCGGGCUAAAAAUAUUCUUUCACCGGAAGUGUUGAAGAAAGCUGGAAGAAAGAGAGACUAGAUCUGAUGAUAGUAACUGAGAGAGACGUCGUUUUUGUUACAGUUUGUUUUCAGUUUUACUUGAUCACAAACAUUUGUUUAAUGCUUUAAAA
Molecule: messenger RNA, 14013 nt
Organism: Porites lobata
Lineage: Eukaryota; Metazoa; Cnidaria; Anthozoa; Scleractinia; Poritidae
Source: the annotation of a GenBank genome assembly